GCCCCCCCUGCCAUGCUUACUUAAGCUAAUGGAAGGUCUUGCCUUUCAGCAGCCGCUGCACUGGGAUACCAGACAAACAGCUCCCCUCGACCCCUGGCAGGAAGGGCCCCUCUUCAGGAUGGGCCCCUCUUCAGGACAUCAUUAAAAGCACAUGCACUUGCUUCACAUCCAUUGGCAGAUGGUGGCAAGAUUCAGGACUUCUACCCUGACGCCAAGGAGAAACCAUCGCGCUGGAAAAUACCUUCGCUUUGAAAAUCCAAAUCGAAAUUAAAGAACUACAUGAGAUAAGGAGCCUGGAGAACAUUAGUUGGCUGCGGGGGUGAAGACAGACACAAAAAGCACACAGCAGGUAAGAACUGGGGUUUGUUGCCAAGAAGGAACUGUCCGCGUGGCGCAGCGAAAAGAUCUCAGAAGUGGAGGCCUUUCCUUCUGCGCCCUCCAGGCGUACUCAAGCUUGUCUUCCUUCAUCAGCUUCCAGAGGAGGGACGUUGUCAGAGUCUCCCCAAUCGGGGCGACUAAUCCUGUUAUCAGCUUGGUAAUAAAUAUUAAUGUCCCCCAGCCAGCCGGUGAUGGUGUUCCAUCAGACCCAAGGCUGUUAAGAAGCCCCAUCAGCAGCUUCGCCCCUCUCUGCGAAAAAUCGAUGAGACGCAGGGCCAAGUUGAAGCGAUGGCGGCCUAUCCCGAGAGCUGCGUGGACGCCUCUGUGCUGGACUUCGUCGCAGACCUGUCCCUGGCCUCCCCGAGACACCCUCUCCUUUGCGACUUUUCGCCCUGCGUCCCCUUUGGGGACCCGGCACUUGAGCUCCGAGAGGGAAGGCCCAGGAGGCUGGCGCAGUUUGAGGAGGGGACCCCGGAAGAAGAGGAUUGCGAAGUAGAUGAAGGGGAUGGGGACGAAGAGGAGGAGGAAGAGGAGGGACGCGGGAGAGGACCCUCGAUACUAGGCCGCCCCAAGAGGAAAAGGGUGAUCACCUAUGCCCAGCGCCAGGCCGCCAACAUCCGCGAGAGAAAGCGGAUGUUCAACCUCAAUGAAGCCUUUGACCAGCUGCGGAGGAAGGUGCCCACUUUUGCUUACGAGAAGAGGCUGUCUCGGAUCGAGACCCUACGCCUGGCCAUCGUCUACAUCUCCUUCAUGACUGAGCUCUUGGAGAGCUGCGAGAAGAAGGAAACCGGCUGAGCCGGGUGGGAUGGGGGUCAUCUGCCCCCUCCUCCCCUGAGCGCGCGUGGGUCUGGGGUGUUUCAGGACCUAGCAGUGAGUGUCGCUGAAAGGCAAGUAGGGACGCCCCAAGACAGAACGGCUGACCUUCCGAAGAUCAGGUUCAGUAUUGUAAAAUCCCCACAGCCCUCGGGAAGUGUGGCAGCUGUAGAGUUAAUAUACAUGCGGUCGCCCUCAAAGGAAUGGAGAUUAGGGGCCAGAGGGCUGUUAACUAGGAGUCUGGACUGUGUGAGGCUCAAGCCCAGCAUCUUCUGAGGGCUGAGUGGGUGGAAAGUUCACCUUCUCAAACGACAGAGUUCAGAGCUUCUAUGGAGUACAAUCUUUCCUCCUUUUUUAAAUAGAAAUAAAAAAAAAAUCUUACUUUUUAAUUUUUAAAUUUUUUUUUUAAAGACUCAAGAGUCGGGGCUGAAC
Marmota monax (woodchuck) is the source of this 1623-nucleotide messenger RNA. It is a transcript of the gene Ferd3l, whose product is annotated as Fer3 like bHLH transcription factor. Gene Ontology annotation, biological process: developmental process; regulation of transcription by RNA polymerase II. The coding region runs from base 667 to 1173 and encodes 168 amino acids. The transcript has a single exon. The record is from RefSeq and is a predicted model, not a curated record. Gene Ontology annotation, molecular function: RNA polymerase II transcription regulatory region sequence-specific DNA binding; protein dimerization activity; DNA-binding transcription factor activity, RNA polymerase II-specific. Lineage: Eukaryota; Metazoa; Chordata; Mammalia; Rodentia; Sciuridae.